Glycine soja is the source of this 1438-nucleotide messenger RNA. RefSeq lists its product as uncharacterized. The record is from RefSeq and is a predicted model, not a curated record. The transcript has 4 exons. Lineage: Eukaryota; Viridiplantae; Streptophyta; Magnoliopsida; Fabales; Fabaceae. Bases 174 to 1151 code for a protein of 325 amino acids.
AAACUUUUCUUGGUGGGUAGUUCCGCAGUUUGAACUUUGAAGCUUGAACAUGACAGACAUGAUACCUUUUUCAGAAGCCUAAUAUUUCUCUUUGCUGUGUCGCUGCAUUACAUACGAUAUAUAUUUAGUGCAAAAGACAUAGCUAUUAACAGUUCGCUGUCACUCUCCAGAUCAUGCCUUCAGGUGCUAGGAAGAGAAAAGCUGCCAAAAAAAAUAAGGCAAAGAAAAACAGCAUCAACCCAUCAACCAACAAGCCCAAAGGAAAUGGUGAUUUGAAGUCGCGGGAUGAGAAAGGAAGUGAUGGUGGUGAGGGUAAUUCUCCUGCAUUUCGUGAACAUGGUGACCAUCGUAAUCCAUUCAAUGAUGGGAGUGAAGAUCUGGAAGAGAGAGGGCCAUCAGCUGCUCAACCGCAUGCUCCUGAUGUCGUCGGGUCCCUGGAAGAAGUUGUUAGUGAUGUCAAGAUUGACCAGGUGUUGGGAGGAAAGGAAGAUGGUGUUGUUUUGGUAGAGAGAGGUUUGAAGUCUGAGGAGUGUUUUGAGAGCAAAAAUGCAAGUUUUGAGAAUGGGAAUGGUGGCAAUACUCCAAAGGGUCAAUCCCUCGCUGAGAAGAACUCAAAGGAUGGAAAUUGUAAUUCAGUUGAAGAGGCAGUUGCAAGUCAUAAGUUGGUUAAGUCCAUUGAUUCUUCCCCUUCCAAAAUGACUUCAAUUACUGAAAUGCCACCAGUUGAGGAGACUGUUAAUUCACCUGCUGACUCUUCUGUUAAUUUAGUUACAGCCAUGGCUUCUGUGUCUGAGGUGGAAAAGAGUGAUACUGGAAUGUUACUAGAGAAGUCAGUAGUCCAUCCAGUAGAAGUGACCAAUCUCGCAAUGAAGAUAAAUGACGAUAACGUAUAUUCCUUAACCAAUGAGAAUGUGACAAUGUCAAGUGUGGAGGAGCCUAAGCCAAAGGAAUGUGAUAGUAAAAUGUUAACUUCACCGCCUGCUAGUCCUUUCACUAAAUUUACCAAUGGUGAAGAACAUAUUAAGGAUUGUAAGACUGCAAAAUGUUCUGAAAAUCAGCCUCAUGUAGCAUUGGCUCCAAAUUUGGUGCAAAAGACCUCCUGGUUGAGUUGCUGUGGAUUGUUUGAAGUUCUGUCAAGUUCAAAUAGAUAAUUUCAGAAAUACAAGAUACAAGCGUCAAGCGUGAGUAUCUCAAAUGAUGGGUCAAACUUGUGAAGAUUUAGAAGAAUUUUGUGAUAUUUUGAUUUAGAUUAUCUCCUUUAAGCUUUUCAAAAAUAUAGCAGGCAACCAGGCCAAACUGUAUAAUACAUACAACGUUUGUUUACAUUACGUUUGUUUGAAGUUAUUGUGCUAACAACAGUUUCAGUCUUUCAAACUGAUUUGUUAAUUCUGCGACAUGGAACUUGUCAUAGUAAUGUUUAUUUCACCCUUUCUAAUAA